Molecule: messenger RNA, 583 nt
Organism: Delphinapterus leucas (beluga whale)
Lineage: Eukaryota; Metazoa; Chordata; Mammalia; Artiodactyla; Monodontidae
Source: RefSeq, a predicted model, not a curated record
AAAGGGCCAUGAAUGUAGCUCAUUGGGGAAAAAAAAUCUCUGUCUGUACAGAUUCUACUGCUUCUGAAGAGCAACAGAAAAUGAGCAAGUCUCAGGGAUUUGUUUCAUUCAAAGAUGUGACUGUGGACUUUACUCAGGAGGAGUGGCAGCAGCUGGACUCUGCUCAAAGAAACCUGUACAAGGAUGUGAUGCUGGAGAACUAUAGCAACCUUGUUUCAGUGGUGAACUUGGAUGGAAAGAAAAUGGAUACUGCCUCCUGCUCAUUCUUCAGAGGCUGAAGACAAUGGGCUGGGCCGAAGUUCUUGGUUUUUAUAAAUUGUGAUAUAAUGUAUAUAAUAAAGUGUUCAAAUAUUAAUUACACAGCUGAUGCAUUUUUUCAUAUGUAUACACCUACCUGACCACUACUCAGAUCAAGAUACUGAAUAUUUCCAGCACCCCAGCAGGCUCCCUUGAACUGCCCCCUUACCAUUUACCUACCUCCUCAGAGAUAACAACUUGGGGUUCUAUCACCAUAAAUUAAUUCUGUUCUUGACCUUCAUGUAAGUGUAAUCACACAGUAUGUAAGGUUUGUUUUUUUUUUUUU